AGAGAUAUUUCUAAGAAAUUUUCCAUAAGUCAUGGUACUCUCCGUAGGCCUCAAGUUAACCAAACUGGUUCUGGUAAUUUUAAUUUCGUUUCUAUUACUAUGUGGCAUCGCGUUGGCUAUCAUCGGAAUCGUAAUACACCGGAAAGUCGAUACCGUGAAUGAGUUAUUCAAGAAUGGGGAAAUUUUGAUUACCGAAGCGACAGUGAUUGUGAUCCUAGGAUGUACAGUGGCUGCCGUAGCUUUUUUCGGACUUUUUGGAACGGUUAAACAGUCGCCCCAGCUGAUGUUCACUUACGCUUUUCUGCUGAUAGUACUGAUCUUGGCCAAGACAGCCGCAGCAACACAAAUGUUGAUUAAUAUAGAAAAUAACAGCAAACGUUAUGCUUCAUUUUUAAACCGGGCUUUCCAAAAACAGUUAAGCAAUCCCACCUCGGUUGACCCUAGAAUCGAUCGGGUGCAAAGCACAUUCCACUGCUGUGGUAGAAAUUCUUUUCGGGAUUGGCAGGAUGCUGUGCCCCGUUCGUGCUGCGGAGAGCAAUCGAGUGUAGAUUGCAAAAUCAUCGGAGAAGGAUGCCAGAUUGUGGUAGAGCGGUUCCUCGCGGACGCGCAGAAGGCUCUUGGAGGAGUUUUACUUGUCAUAACUCUGUUUGAGGUGAUAACGCUGGGCCUGAAUUGCUGCUUGGCCAGUGGCAUAAGGGAUCAGUUGGAAUUACUACAAAGAUAGUUACGUGCAUUCCGCUAAUAUAAUAUAAUACAUGUAAACAU
Messenger RNA from Wyeomyia smithii (pitcher-plant mosquito), 765 nucleotides. RefSeq names its product 23 kDa integral membrane protein-like. Gene Ontology annotation, cellular component: membrane. Lineage: Eukaryota; Metazoa; Arthropoda; Insecta; Diptera; Culicidae. The transcript has a single exon. The coding region runs from base 32 to 724 and encodes 230 amino acids. The record is from RefSeq and is a predicted model, not a curated record.